AUGUACAACUUCAUGCCCAUCCCAAUUUCAAAACAUCAAAAAAUUUCAAAGUAAGCUCACGUGAUCGGACUUUGCUUUCAAGACGUAGCCAAAAAGAAGAAACCAAAGAAGGGGAAAAGAGGCGACAUAUUUACUAUCAAAUGCCGAUAUGAGAUUUCCAACGAACACUCGUUCGAAGUUCAUAGUCAAGGUGAAAUGGGUCCAGAAAUAGAACGGAAGUCGCAUUUAGCGUAUCAAGUCGCUCGUUUCGAAGCAGUUGCUAUGGGCUUCCCGGUGCAAUAUAGACAAGUUGUUGUCGAAUUCUACUAUCAUGGCCGAUUGGAUGGAUCAUCGGGUACCCUGGCGACUGCGGUUGGGUUGUUGGCUCUCUUCACAGGAGUUGAGAUAUCACCCCGUUUUGCCAUCACGGGUUCUCUUGAUGUUUUCGGUUGGCCCCCAUAUUGUUGCCUUUUCUCCGUGA
Caenorhabditis elegans is the source of this 460-nucleotide messenger RNA. Lineage: Eukaryota; Metazoa; Nematoda; Chromadorea; Rhabditida; Rhabditidae. The record is from the annotation of a RefSeq genome assembly.